Molecule: messenger RNA, 1178 nt
Organism: Cephus cinctus (wheat stem sawfly)
Lineage: Eukaryota; Metazoa; Arthropoda; Insecta; Hymenoptera; Cephidae
Exons: 4
Coding region: 710-1147 (145 amino acids)
Source: RefSeq, a predicted model, not a curated record
UAUCAUCAAAUUAAUGAAUUUUCAAUCAACGCAAAUUAUUAUACGUUCUACAUUAAAUCUAGUAAAAAAUUCAACGGGACCAAUAAUCGUCUUCGACCUUCCUUUUGUCUUCUAUAGAAGAACUAUACUUAUAUGCGAUCACCAUACGCUAUAAGACAUGCCUAUUAUCCAGUUAGCAAUUACUCCGAACCAGUUUCAAUGUGAUAACCCAUGCUAACACGAUAUUCAUACGUGUCAUUAUAUAUGUAUGUAGUUUGAUUAAUUCGAAAAUCCGUGGAAGUAAACGACGUGAAUAUAACGAAGUUAGCAAGGGAACAAUUAAUCGAACUUUAUUUCUGGAACUAGAACGUGUUCUACGUUCGAUAUACCCUUUAUCGACUUGUUCGAUCGACCUCUUGGAUUUCUAUUUUCUUCCACAAUGUUUUACAGGACAUUUCGAGUCGUCCGAUUAGAACCUCUUGGUUUCUUAUUUCGCUGGUCGAUGCAAAAUACCGUUUAUAAUAGCGUAAGAGUCUUGCAAUUUUUUAAUUUGCGCAACACACCUGUCUCAGCAAACUCCUCGAUCGUUUUCCCAUUGCGAUGUCUCAACGUGGGGCCAGUAUUCAUUUUUUACUUUCUUCAUUCGACAUUCGCAGUUAAUUUUUUAUUCUACGUUGAAUGUAACUGAGUUCUUGCGGAUACUUUUUUAUCGUGUUGACGAACAUUCGAAAUGUUCGCAAUCAUCGUUGUUCUCACGCUUCUUAUAACUGCCCAUGGCAAUGUAAUCGUGAACAGAACUGAUUUACUCUGCAGUGGACAUCCUUAUUACAACGUAUCAUUGACAGCUUACUAUCCUGAUUUUGCCAGUGAUGACGAACACGAUUAUUUGGAUAUGAGAGGCAAAAAACUGCGAACUCUACAGAAUUAUCUCGAUGGUCGUGACGAAUAUGUAACAGUAGCUAUGGAUUUCUCGACCCAUUUGCCUUAUGGGACACGUAUCUGCGUACCGGAAUUGAAUGAACAUUUUGGGAAACGUAUUCCGCUACAGGUGCGAGACUUUGGUGCCAACCUGAGAGGAAGUGAAUUUACGAGGCUCGACAUAUGCGUGAGAAACGAGGGCGACAGUUACGACAACGCAGUGAAUAGGCUUGUGACAGUUUACGUAUAAAGAAACAUGAUAAUGGAUAAAGAAAAGAAAA